AUGAGCAGUAAAAAUUACGUUACUAUGAUUAUGACGAGUUUCAUCCUUUCGGUGCUCAUGUUUCUCCGGUUUACUUGGGUUACUCAUUCACUUCUAAUUGCUUCCAGUAGAAUAACUUGCAUUUUUCAAAACCCCAUGCCGGAAAAUUAUGAAACCCCAAACUGA
Molecule: messenger RNA, 165 nt
Organism: Caenorhabditis briggsae
Lineage: Eukaryota; Metazoa; Nematoda; Chromadorea; Rhabditida; Rhabditidae
Exons: 3
Coding region: 1-165 (54 amino acids)
Source: RefSeq, a predicted model, not a curated record